Molecule: messenger RNA, 1210 nt
Organism: Aptenodytes forsteri (emperor penguin)
Lineage: Eukaryota; Metazoa; Chordata; Aves; Sphenisciformes; Spheniscidae
Product: fructose-1,6-bisphosphatase 1
Exons: 8
Coding region: 1-990 (329 amino acids)
Biological process (GO): fructose metabolic process; fructose 1,6-bisphosphate metabolic process; fructose 6-phosphate metabolic process
Cellular component (GO): cytosol; cytoplasm
Molecular function (GO): fructose 1,6-bisphosphate 1-phosphatase activity
Source: RefSeq, a predicted model, not a curated record
AUGGUGUUCCAACCUUCACAGCCUGCUCUGGCUAUGUUUGCCUAUAGUUUAGGGACUAUUGAAAGGUUGCCAGAAACAGGGCGCUUUGGAAGAUGUAGUGCCCCGUUCUCACGGAAUGCUCUCUCUUGCCAUUGCUCUAGCUAUGGAAUUGCUGGGUCUACCAAUGUGACAGGAGAUCAAGUAAAGAAGUUGGACAUCCUUUCCAAUGACCUGGUGAUUAAUAUGCUCAAGUCAUCCUUCAGUACAUGUGUUAUCGUGUCAGAAGAAAACAAAGAUGCUGUGAUAGUGGAAACUGAAAAAAGGGGUAAAUACAUAGUCUGCAUAGACCCUCUAGAUGGCUCAUCGAACAUUGACUGUCUUGUUUCCAUUGGGACCAUCUUUGCCAUCUAUAGAAAGGUGUCCCCUGAUGAACCUUCCGGGAAAGAUGCUUUACAACCCGGGCGUAAUCUUGUGGCAGCUGGUUAUGCUCUGUAUGGGAGUGCCACAAUGCUGGUACUGGCCACUUCUGCUGGAGGUGUCAACUGUUUCAUGCUGGAUCCGGCAAUUGGAGAAUUCAUUUUAGUGGAUAGAGAUGUGAAAAUCAAAAAGAAGGGAAAUAUCUACAGUCUCAAUGAAGGCUAUGCUAAAUACUUCGAUCCUGCAGUCACAGAGUAUCUCAAAAAGAAGAAAUUCCCUGAGGAUGGCAGUUCACCAUAUGGUGGGAGGUACAUAGGAUCUAUGGUGGCUGAUGUGCAUCGCACGCUGGUGUAUGGAGGAAUCUUUCUGUAUCCUGCUAACUCCAAAAGUCCCAAAGGAAAGCUGAGACUGCUCUACGAAUGCAAUCCUAUGGCUUUUGUUAUUGAGAAGGCUGGGGGAAUAGCAACCACCGGGCAUCAAGCAAUACUAGAUAUAGUGCCUGAGGAUAUCCAUCAAAGAGUGCCUGUUGUCUUGGGAUCUCCUGACGAUGUGAAGGAGUACCUUGAGAUAGUCAAGAAGCAUUCAGCUAAGUAAAGAAAGUUUGCUGCAGUCACUGUGCAGAUGGGAAGAAAUCUCUUACAGCUGAACCAAAGAACACACUGCAGUACUGCAAGACUGAACUGUCUGACCUCUGUAGCAAGAGAGCAAACGAGCCAUAUUUUCAUAAGAUUUUUUUAAAGUUAAAUCUUGUGCAAUUGCAUUGUGCAACGAAAGGCAUUAAAAGGUUGCAUUAAAGGAAGCAUUAAAAGUAAAA